AUGUGCAAUACUAUUUUUUACACAGUUUUGUAGAUGACUGUGAUUAUCGCGAUGUAUAAUCAUUGUGUUUAUUGAAGCAUGUGAAUCAAAAUGGACGUUAAUGAGGAAUCAUUUUACUUCUGCCACAUUUGUAGCUCUGGGCGCGCGCCUACUGAAGUUAUGUUAUGCCCAAAUGGUGACUUUUUAUGUCUAGUAUGCAGCCAAGAGGGCUUUGUUGAAAAGAUCGCCGCCCCUAGGAGCCCAGCUUUCCCUAAUAUGCAUAUUGCUUUUGGUGGACCUCAUCAUAUGCAUAGUAUGGGACAAGCUCACGUACUUCCACCUAUGGAAGGCAUGUCGGACCCCUUCUCAAGUGCACUUGGAAUGCCACUUCAGAAUUUUAUUGAGGGAGUAUUUCGUAAUGCUGUGCCGCAGAGCCAACAUCAUAAUACAUUUACCUUCCGUAGUAACGUGAUCGGAGCUCCUAACAUCCGCGUUACGCGUUAUAAUAUGGGACCUCCACAUGCUGGCGAUAUGCCAUUUGCUCAAGCCCCUAAUAAUGAAAAUAGCACCGUGAAUGAUGAGGCUAUUCCUCAGCAGUUUUUUCGUGCUUUUAUGCAGAAUCCCUUUGACUUGCGGGCGAUAAAUCAAUUUUUGACAUAUGUAAUGGAGAACGACCCUAAUCGUGAAGGACCUCCCCCUACUGCCAAGCGUAUACUCGAGAAUUUGGAGACAGAGACCCUUGAUGAGGAGCAUGCCAAGGAGCUUGGGACUUGUGCCAUAUGCACCGAGGAUUUUGCCGCAGGUGAUCGCAUUAAUUGGAUAUCUAAGGAUCGCAAGCUAUGUGGCCACGGGUUUCACGUGGACUGCAUCGUACCAUGGUUGAAGCAGCAUAAUUCAUGCCCCGUUUGCCGCUAUGAGCUCCCUACUGAUGAUGAAGAUUACAACCGUCAGCGUGAGGAGCUACGUUCCCGUUUAGUUGAGGAGGUUCAGAGACAUGUAGAGAGCGCUCCUCCCCCCGAAACUGUGAAUACUUCCGCCCCGGAGAAUCCAGUUGAAACGGAGCAGGCACCCAGGAACGAACAACCACAGGAGCCACAAAGAAGGGGAACGCAUCCUUCUUAUGAAACCUAUUGUAAUGUUCAGUGAAACAAUAUCUAUUAAUGAUAUAUAAACUGA
Messenger RNA from Babesia bovis T2Bo, 1155 nucleotides. Its product is annotated as Ring finger domain family protein. The transcript is spliced from 2 exons. The record is from RefSeq and is a predicted model, not a curated record. NCBI's taxonomy places the organism in Eukaryota, Apicomplexa, Aconoidasida, Piroplasmida, Babesiidae. Bases 91 to 1125 code for a protein of 344 amino acids.